AUGGGCGAUAAUCCUGGGAAGUAUCUUCAAUCAUGGUCAAUGUGGGAAGUUGCUGUGCGAUCUUAUCCAGUAGUAAAAUAUCUUCAUGUGAAAGCCUUGAAUUUGAGUACUUAUGAACUCACCGCCGCCGAUGUUCGUUCUCUUCUCACCAACGGAAUUCCGGCAACAGACGUCUGGGCAGAGGAUUCUACUAAAAGGGAAUCUGGCACUAAGGUUCAUCAUGCUAACAUCCGAGCAGCUAAGGUACCCUACCGGCAAACCAACAAUUGGGAUCAGUUUAUCGGAGUACCAGACAAGAUAACGACCGACAACCAAUUUCAAAUCAGCAAUUCAACAGAGAGAACAUCUUCAACUUCGACGGCACGCCACCAGGAUAGCCACCAGCUAAGGGAUCAAUUUAUCGGAGUAUCAGACAAGAUAACGUCCGAAAACCAGUUUCAAAUCAACAAUUCAACAGAGAGAACUUCUUCAACUUCGACGGCACGCCACCAGGAUCGCCACCAGCUAGGAUCAGUUUAUCGGAGUACCAGACAAGAUAACGUCCGACAACAAGUUUCAAAUCAGCAAUUCAACAGAGAGAACAUCUUCAACUUCGACGGCACGCGAACAGGAUCGCCACCAGCUAAAUGAAUUUUUCUCUUCCGUUUUCUUCCUUUCAUUGAUCUUUUUAUUUAUUUUCUUUUAUAUUUACUUAUUGUGUUAUUAUUGUUGUUAUUAUUGUUAUUAUUGUUACUAUUAUUAUUAUUAUUAUUAUUAUUAUUAUUAUUAUUGUUAUUAUUGUAAUUAUUAUUUUUAUUAUUAUUAUUUAUUAUUAUUAUUAUUAUUAUUAUUAUUAUUAUUUUAAUUAUCAUUGUAAUUAUUAUUUUUAUUAUUGUUGUUAUUAUUAUUAUUAUUAUUAUUAUUAUUUUUACUAUGGUUAUUUUUAGAACGACAUUGUCCUCUUUCCUUUGCUUCCUUUUGUUUAUCUUUUCAUUAAUUUUUUUUUAUAUUUACUUAACAACUAGGAUCAGUUUAUCGGAAUACCAAACAAGAUAACGUCCGACAACCAGUUUCAAAUCAACAAUUCAACAGAGAGUACAUCUUCAACUUCGACGGCACGCCAGCAGCAUCGCCACCAGCUAAGUGCAUUUUCCUCUUCCGUUUUCUUCCUUUCAUUGAUGUUUUUAUUUAUUUUUUUAUAAUUGCUUAUUGUGUUAUUAUUGUUAUUAUUAUUGUUAUUGUUAUUAUUAUUAUUAUUAUUAUUAUUAUUAUUAUUAUUAUUAUUAUUAUUAUUAUUAUUAUUAUUAUUAUAAUUAUUAUUAUUAUUAUUGUUAUUUUUGUAAUUAUUAUUAUUAUUUUUAUUAUUAUUAUUAUUAUCAUUAUUAUUAUUAUUAUUAUUAUUAUUAUUUUUACUAUGGUUAUUUUUGGAAAGGCAUUGUCCUUUUCCCUUUGCUUCAUUUUGAUUUAUCUUUUCAUUAAUUUUUUUUAUAUUUACUUAACAACUAGGAUCAAUUUAUCGGAGUAUUAGACAAGAUAACGACCGACAACCUGUUUCAAAUCAGCUAUUCAACAGAGAGAACAUCUUUAACUUCGACGGCACGCCACCAGGAUCGCUACCAGCUAAGUGAAUUUUUCUCUUCCGUUUUCUUUUCAUUGAUCUUUUUAUUUAUUUUUUUUAUAUUUACUUAUUGUGUUAUUAUUGUUAUUAUUAUUGUUAUUGUUAUUAUUAUUAUUAUUAUUAUUAUUAUUAUUAUUAUUAUUAUUAUUAUUAUUAUUAUUAUUAUUAUUAUUAUUAUUAUUAUUAUUUUUACUAUGGUUAUUUUUGGAAAGGCAUUGUCCUUUUCCCUUUGCUUCAUUUUGAUUUAUCUUUUCAUUAAUUUUUUUUUGUAUUUACUUAACAACUAGGAUCAGUUUAUCGGAGUAUUAGACAAGAUAACGACCGACAACCUGUUUCAAAUCAGCAAUUCAGCAGAGAGAACAUCUUUAACUUCGACGUCACGCCACCAGGAUCGCUACCAGCUAAGUGAAUUUUUCUCUUUCGUUUUCUUUUUAUUGAUCUUUUUAUUUAUUUUUUUUAUCUUUACUUA
Messenger RNA from Amaranthus tricolor (Joseph's coat), 2066 nucleotides. RefSeq lists its product as uncharacterized. The transcript is spliced from 7 exons. Lineage: Eukaryota; Viridiplantae; Streptophyta; Magnoliopsida; Caryophyllales; Amaranthaceae. The coding region runs from base 1 to 630 and encodes 209 amino acids. The record is from RefSeq and is a predicted model, not a curated record.